Messenger RNA from Ylistrum balloti, 822 nucleotides. RefSeq lists its product as uncharacterized. The transcript has a single exon. Bases 1 to 822 code for a protein of 273 amino acids. NCBI's taxonomy places the organism in Eukaryota, Metazoa, Mollusca, Bivalvia, Pectinida, Pectinidae. The record is from RefSeq and is a predicted model, not a curated record.
AUGGACGAUAUAUCAGGUGCCAUAUGUGGUGACAGGGAGGAUGAUAUGACGGGUACCAUAUGUGGUGACAGGGAGGAUGAUAUGACGGGUACCAUAUGUGCUGACAGGGAGGAUGAUAUGACGGGCACCACAUGUGGUGACAGGGAGGAUGAUAUGACGGGCACCAUAUGUGGUGACAGGGAGGAUGAUAUGACGGGCACAACAUGUCGUGACAGGGAGGAUGAUAUGACGGGUACUAUAUGUGGUGACAGGGAGGAUGAUAUGACGGGCACCACAUGUCGUGACAGGGAGGAUGAUAUGACGGGUACCAUAUGUGGUGACAGGGAGGAUGAUAUGACGGGCACCAUAUGUGAUAACAGGGAGGAUGAUAUGACGGGUACCAUAUGUGGUGACAGGGAGGAUGAUAUGACGGGCAGCAUAUGUGGUGACAGGGAGGAUGAUAUGACGGGCACCAUAUGUCGUGACAGGGAGGAUGAUAUGACGGGCACCAUAUGUGGUGACAGGGAGGAUGAUAUGACGGGCACCAUAUGUGGUGACAGGGAGGAUGAUAUGACGGGCACCAUAUGUGGUGACAGGGAGGAUGAUAUGACGGGCACCACAUGUGGUGACAGGGAGGAUGAUAUGACGGGCACCACAUGUGGUGACAGGGAGGAUGAUAUGACGGGUAUUAUAUGUGGUGACAGGGAGGAUGAUAUGACGGGCACCAUAUGUGGUGACAGGGAGGAUGAUAUGACGGGUACCACAUGUGCUUGUGCAUUCUGGUUUGCCAGGAAAUAUUUCAGGGGAGCAGAGAGCGAAAAUAUCUGGGAUGUCGAUAUAUAA